AUGGCUACCUCUCCAAAGUACAGGCCAGUGUCGAUAACACGCUUCCCAUCAGGAGGCCAAACCUCAACCUCUUCAAGGCGCUACACACACCGCAGACUCAUCAUCCUCCUCGCCUUUGCCCUCCUCGUCAGUUCAGGAACUAUGCUCGUCUUCCAUGCCGUUACAGGAUCCUUCUCUCUUUCCUCCUCAACUCGCUUAACAGGCCCAGGCUGCAGAAAGGACGCCGAGUUCUCGAUUAUCCGUUGGGGAACCAACAAGAACAGCCGCAACAGCAACAACAAUGGCAACUACAGGCAGGAUCCUGAGCGCCAUAACAACAACAACGAUAACAAUGGCGCUGGAAGCCCUUGGAUCAACGACAACGACCAACCCUCUAACGAAUAUGCACGACCAAGGCAGGCCCUUCCCAAGCUCAAUGAUGAACAUGAUAUCCAACUGCCACAGGAUGAACAGCAGCAACAACAGAUUGUGAACCGUCCACGCGAGCCCCUUGUUCAGGAGAACAGUAGCAACAACUCUGCAGAUGUAACAACCCCUGAUGAAGAAGGAGUUGCAGUGGACGAGGACGAGAGUUCAGAGGAGGUAGAAGAGUACCCUCCCUUCGAGGAAUCUCUCGACGCCAGCGACAGCACCCAGUACAUCACCUACCUCCCCUACGCCGGCAUCACCAACCAGUUCUACGGUAUGCUUCGUGGUAUGGAGGUCGCCAAGGCCCUCGGCCGCACGUUGAUUAUUCCUCCCAUCACUGCUUCAUCGCACGACAAGUCCAAACAGAACCAACCCUGGUCAAGGUUCCUCGACCUAGACCACUUCCAGGAAUUAACAGGCGCGAAGGUGGUCGAGUUCCACAAGCUGAGGAACGUUGAGCAGGCCGAGUUCAACCAGUUGCAGUGCCGCAUCACCUGCGGCUUUGGAUCCAAGCGUACCAUCGACUUUACAGCCAAGGGAUUCCUCAAGCAGUGGAACCUCAAUGUCACCCUCAGCGCUCUUUCUAUCGACGCCACCAAGAUCGACACCAUCACCAAGGCCCUAGUUCCACACCGCCGCGACAAGUACAUCUGCAUCUCCAACACCUACAAGGUCUCUGUCCCCGACAAGUCUGAGUGGGAGCGUUUCGGUCAACAUCUGCACUUCACCCAGGAGCUUGAGGACUUUGUGCAGGCAUAUCUGGACAAGAACCUGGAGAAGUCCGAGGCAGUGUACAACCCCAAGACGAGGACGACAAUCGUGCCGACCCAAAAGUACAUCGCCAUCCAUGCUCGUCGCGGAGAUUUCGCUCAGUACUGCCAGGACAACUUCAAGGGACCCAAGAUGAUCCACUGCCUGCCCUCGACCGAAGACUUUGCUGCAAGGAUUGAUGUGAUCCAGGCUAGACUCAACCCUACAGGGUCGUUGAAGGGCAUCCUCCCUGUGUUUGUCGCUACUAACGAGCGCCGGCCAGAGGAACUCAAGAAGUUUGCAGAUCUUGGCUGGAGCUACCUGGACCACGACCUCAUGGGCACUGCCGACCAGCUCGGUGUCUUUGGACCCAUGAUGGUUGAUCAAGUGUUCAUGGCUCACGCUCAGGCCCUUGUCGGUAUUCAGAUGAGUACCUUUUCCAGAGUCGGAGCCUUGCGGCAACGGGACUGGCACAACCGCAAGAUGGAAUACCUCUAG
Molecule: messenger RNA, 1656 nt
Organism: Linnemannia hyalina
Lineage: Eukaryota; Fungi; Mortierellomycota; Mortierellomycetes; Mortierellales; Mortierellaceae
Source: the annotation of a GenBank genome assembly